Messenger RNA from Archocentrus centrarchus (flier cichlid), 2360 nucleotides. It is a transcript of the gene unc93a, whose product is annotated as unc-93 homolog A. The transcript is spliced from 8 exons. Lineage: Eukaryota; Metazoa; Chordata; Actinopteri; Cichliformes; Cichlidae. The record is from RefSeq and is a predicted model, not a curated record. Bases 151 to 1545 code for a protein of 464 amino acids.
CUGACUUCACUCUUAGGUGGUGCAGCUGCUGCAUGAAGACACUAGUCUAAAACCAAACCUAAAAUAACAGAUUUUUUAAAAAAAACAUUUCAAUGUUACAGGUCUGAGAAGUUUUUUUUUUUUGUUAAAUAUAUUUUUGAAAAGGCAGCCAUGAUCAGCCGCAACUUCAAGAAUGUGUUGGUGGUCUCUGUUGGGUUUCUGUCUCUGUUCACGGCUUUUGGAGGUCUGCAGAGUUUACAGAGCAGUCUGAAUGCAGAGGAGGGGAUGGGCGUGGCCUCUCUGAGCGUUAUCUACGCCGCCAUAAUCAUCUCCUCUAUGUUCCUGCCUCCCAUCAUGAUCAAAAACCUGGGCUGUAAAUGGACCAUUGUGGCAGGCAUGGCCUGCUACGUGUCCUACUCAGUCGGAAACCUCUACCCAGGAUGGUACACUCUCAUCCCCACCUCAGUGAUCCUGGGGUUGGGUGGCUCUCCGCUGUGGUCGGCCAAAUGCACCUACCUGACCAUCUCUGGGAACGUGCAGGCCAGCAAAGAGGGCAAAAAGGGCUCCGACGUGGUCAACCACUACUUUGGCAUCUUCUUCUUCAUCUUUCAGUCGUCUGCGGUGUGGGGAAACCUCAUGUCCUCGCUCAUCUUUGGACAGGAUGCCAGUAUAGCUGACAUCCCAGAUGAGCAGCUGGAAACCUGUGGAGCAGCUGACUGCGGACUUAAUGUCACUACCUACGGAAACACCACCAGGCCGGCGCGGAAACUGGUCUGGACGCUCGUGGGAAGCUACAUCGGUGUGGGUGUCCUGGCCAUGCUCAUUAUCGCAGUGUUUCUGGACAACAUCGACCGCGAGCAGGCCAGCGAGUUUCGUGACAGCCGCGUGCCGUUCUGCCACACGUUCCUGGCCACGUUCAGGCUCCUGAAGGACUGGAGGCUGCUGACGCUCAUCCCGCUCACGAUGUACAGCGGCUUUGAACAGAGCUUCCUGUCAGGGGAGUACACCAAGAAUUAUGUGACUUGUGCUUUGGGGAUCCAUUAUGUUGGCUUUGUAAUGAUGUGUUUUGGAGCUUCAAAUUCCCUUUGUUCCUAUCUCUUUGGGAGGAUCGCUCAAUACACUGGAAGAGCACCGCUCUUUGGCCUGGCUGCACUGGCCAACUUAAGCUGUGCCAUCGCUCUCUUGUACUGGAGGCCUCAUCCCGACCAGCUGCCUGUGUUUUUUGUAUUUCCUGCUCUGUGGGGUAUGGCAGACGCUAUCUGGCAAACUCAGACCAAUGCUCUUUACGGCAUCCUCUUCUCGCGGGAAAAAGAGGCGGCAUUCGCCAACUACCGGAUGUGGGAGUCGCUGGGUUUCGUCAUCGCCUUCGCCUAUAGCACGUUCUUGUGCCUGGAGUACAAACUGUACAUCCUGAUGGCCGUGCUGGUGCUCACGGUCAUCACUUACCCCAUAGUGGAGUACCAUGAAUACAAGAAUCCCACAAAGGCCAUUGAAGAAGCACCCUAUCAAAAUCACAAAGAAACCAUCAAAACAAAAGAGGACAUCAUCUGCCAGACGCACUUGUAGAGACACAAAGUUCCACAUGCUGCUUAUCAGGAAUCUAUCAGUGAUGACUAAAGUUAAAAAUUGAGUAAAUGCCACUUUGAAUAAAUACAUUAUCAGCUAUUAACCCUUUAUACGGCAGGUGACUAUUUUUAGUAAUUUCCACACACUUUAUAUAUGACGCCCAUCCCGUGCCUCAGUGAGGUUUAGAAGCAUGUGCUCUUGAUGUGGUCAUGAAGAAAAGGCCUCAUGUUGUUUAAAGUUUUAAUGUGUAUGUUGUAAUAUUCUAAAACACAUUUUCCUUUGACCAUAUACGUGUUUUCUUGUACACUUAUUGACUUUUGAUUUUAUACAUGAAAAUGAAACAUUUUGAAAGUCUUAUGCCCACCAAUAACACUCUUAAAGUUGAAAUUUUGAGUAUUUCAAUGAGCGCACUUAUAAAGGGUUAAAGGGCCAAUACUUGAUGAGCCCACCUUUGUUGAGGCUUUACCAGAUACUGACUUUGCUCUUUGCUGCCUUGUGGUACCGCAGAACAAACUGUAGCAUCAUUUAAAAAAAAAAAAACAGCUGAUAACUAAGGCCAGCUUUGUAGCUUCUGUGCGAAACAUUUUGUUUGGUGCUGCUGUCAUGAUUCAUGCGUUGGGAAAUCUUCAGUAUCAGUGCUGGCUAAAUGAGCUAUUUGUACAUGCAAUCUUAUCCACUGAAUUUACUGCCUUUUCUAAUGUCAUUAAGGGCUGCUGUAAGGUGAAUUUGACCAGUUGUCACACACACAGCAGUACUGUUUCCUGUUUUGUAAGUUAUUCUACUGUAUACACAGAAUCAAAGUGAAAUCAUACCUG